AUGUAUACUCCUGAUAUGGACGGGUCAAAUUCCGAAAAAGAGGAGUUUGAAGAGAAAAGAACCCUGAGAGGGAGGGUUAAACGCAGGAUUUGCGUUUCAUCAGAUGAAGAUAGUGAGGAUGUUGUUAGUUCUCCACAAAAACCCUUGCGUCGAAAAAAAACGAAAAAUGACGUUGACGAAUAUAAUGAUGAAGAUAGCGACGAUAGCAAGAAACCCGUGAAUAAAGCUUCUGGAAAUUUGAACUUCGUUCAGAGUAAAUUAAAGGCAUUUGCUUCAAGUUCCGUUAUGCGACGUGGAUCAUCAUUUUCUUCGACAAUUCACAUGACAAGUUCAGAGAAAAAAAAACAACGUGCGUCAGAUUUUAAGGCCAAGAAUGAGGAGCGUUAUAGUUGGCUACAAGAAGUCAGGGACGCUGAUGGAAAUUUAGAAGGAUCACCUGACUACGAUUCUCGAACAUUAUUCAUUCCUCGUUCUGCCUGGAAUAAGUUUACACCCUUUGAAAAACAAUUCUGGGAAAUAAAAGCGAAACAUUGGGAUACUGUGGUUUUUUUCAAGAAAGGAAAAUUCUAUGAAUUAUAUGAGCGUGAUGCGGAUAUUGGACAUAAAGAAUUUGAUCUUAAGCUUACUGAUCGCGUAAAUAUGCGCAUGGUAGAUCAAAUGGAGACUGCACUUGGAAAAGAGAUGCGCGAAAAAGCCAGUAAUGUAAAGGAAGACAAGAUUAUCAGACGUGAACUAACGUCCAUUUUUACUGCUGGUACGAUCGUCGAAGGUGGAUUAUUGACCAAUGAGAUGUCAACUUAUUGCAUGUCGAUUAAGGAAUCAUGCCCUGCUGAAAAUGCUCCACCUGCUUUUGGGAUUUGUUUUGUUGACACCGCGACGGCAGAAUUUCACCUCGCGUCGUUUGUCGAUGAUGGAAUGCUUAGUCAAUUAUCCAAACGUAUCUUGAAAGAUUGUACAAACCGUCCAAUAUGGACUGCACUCAAACCUGAAAGUGAAUUUUGGGAUGCUAAUACGACGAGAAGUCAAAUAAGGAUGUCUCAAUACUUUAAUAAUAAGAAUGCAUCAAAAACAUGGCCAAGUGCAAUUCAAGAAGCUUUAAAGGAUCCUUUAAUGCUAUCGGCUUUAGGAGGGCUUAUUUGGUAUCUGCGUGCGUUAAAACUUGAUUCCGAGCUUGUUUCCCUCCGAAAUUUCCAUAUAUACGAUCCAAUAUGUCAUAAUACCUCACUUGUUCUUGAUGGACAAACGCUGGCAAAUCUUGAAGUGUUUGAGAAUAGCUUAGACGGAAGUACUCGAGGGACAGUAUUCCAGUUGUUAAACCGCUGUAUUACUCCCUUUGGAAAGCGUACUUUCAAACAAUGGCUAUGCCAUCCGCUUCGUGACAUUGCUGCUAUUAAAGCACGCUUAGAUGCAAUAGAAGAAUUAAAUACUGUUCCCGACUUUCAAGAUGUAUAUCUUGUGAAUUUUUCUCAUUUUCCAGACCUUGAACGCUUGAUAAGUAGAGUUCAUGCUGGCACAUGUAAAGUGAAAGAUUUUUUGCAUGUACUAGUUUCUUUCGAAAAAUUGAUGAAUACAAUGGAACAAUUGGGUGGUUUUGCAAAUGAUUUCAAAUCAAUUAGAUUGAGACAGUUAUUUGAGUCUUUUCCUGACUUGAAACAAAUGCUUACACAUUUUAAAGAAGCUUUCGAUCAUGAAAAAGCAUAUAAAGAAGGUAACCUAUUGCCCUAUCCUGGCAUUGAAAGUGACUACGACGAAAUUAUUGACAGAAUGGCGGAAAUUGAUAAAAAAUUUGCCGAUCAUUUAAAAGAUGCAAAGGAAUUAUUAAAAACCAAUAAAAUUAUUUAUAAAGAUAUUGGGAAGGAAAUUUUCCAGCUUGAGGUUCCGAAUACAGUAAAGGUACCAGAUAAUUGGCAAAAACUAUCACGUACACAGAAAGUCAAUCGUUAUUGGAAUCCAACUCUCCAAAAACUUGUUAGAGAUUUUCAAGAAGCAAAAGAAACACAAUCUAGUAUAUUAAAAUCUUUACAAAGCCGUUUUUAUCAAAAAUUUGAUGCACAUUAUCGUAAUUGGCUUCUUGCCGUUAAAAUUGUUGGUGAAAUUGAUUGUUUGCUAAGUUUGGCUAAAAGUUCAUUAGCGUUGGGCGAACCUCGCUGUCGUCCCGAAUUUGUGUCACAGGAGCAAAGCGUUCUAGAAUUUGAAGAGCUUAGGCACCCAUGUUUUACUGCUGGUGCCGCUUUUGAUUUCAUACCUAAUGAUACAUUUCUUGGUGGUGAUCAACCAAAUAUGAUAUUGCUUACAGGUCCAAAUAUGGGUGGUAAAUCCACGCUUUUGCGUCAGAAUUGCGUGGCUAUUAUUAUGGCACAGCUUGGUUGCUAUGUUCCUGCGAAGCGUUGUCGUUUGACGCCCUUUGAUAGGAUAUACACGCGCAUUGGUGCUAAUGAUAACAUUCUUGCCGGUCAAAGUACUUUUAUGGUAGAAUUAAGCGAAACCUCAAAGAUUAUUCACGAAGCGACACCUAGGUCUAUGGUUAUUCUUGAUGAAUUGGGACGUGGCACGUCUACUUUUGACGGUUAUGCUAUAGCAUAUUCAGUUUUACAUUAUUUGGCGACGCAUAUUGGUUGUCUUGGCCUAUUUUCUACACAUUAUGGCAUGCUUACCCAAGAAUUUGCUAAAAAUCCCAACGUUGCACUUAAGCAUAUGAGUUGUCAUGUUGACCAAGAUCGUAAAGAAGUGACCUUCUUGUACAAGCUAGUUUCUGGAGUUUGCCCCAAGUCAUAUGGGAUGAAUGUGGCCAAUAUGGCUGGCGUUCCUAGACAGAUUGUUGAUCGUGCUGAAGUGGUUGCCGCUAAAUUUGAACAGACUUCAAAAUUGCAAGACAUCUUAACCGCAAGUAGUUCAAAUGUACCAAUCACGACUUUGUGUGAUUUCGUAUAUCUUUUAAAGGCUGCGGCCAAGAAUGGUGAGUCAUCUAAAGAAGUAGAUGGUGGAGCCCUGGAUGAUCGGGCAGAUUAUAAAAAGGAAGAGAGACAUACCAGAGUACUAAAGACCAUUAUCCGUGGAAUUAAACUAAUGUAA
Dentiscutata erythropus is the source of this 3072-nucleotide messenger RNA. NCBI's taxonomy places the organism in Eukaryota, Fungi, Glomeromycota, Glomeromycetes, Diversisporales, Gigasporaceae. The record is from the annotation of a GenBank genome assembly.